Molecule: messenger RNA, 5938 nt
Organism: Chlamydomonas reinhardtii
Lineage: Eukaryota; Viridiplantae; Chlorophyta; Chlorophyceae; Chlamydomonadales; Chlamydomonadaceae
Exons: 13
Coding region: 65-4354 (1429 amino acids)
Source: RefSeq, a predicted model, not a curated record
GACCUGAUUCAGUAUACUCGACCUAAGGGCGCCUUAACGAUAGCUUACAACAGCUCUCUUGGCAAUGGACAGAGACGGACGGUUCCGCGAGGGCGACAGAGCGAGACUCUUGCAAGAGAGGGCAGAGGAUAGCCCAAGCACAAGCAGCAGUGAUGAUUUGUUUGGAUUGGAGCUGCGGAGGGCUUGGGAGCGCAUCAAAGCCUCGACUUUGAGAGCGGCCGCUGCGGGCGUUCUCAUCAAGGGCGGCCUGCACGCGCUCACCUUCCUCGUGUACCUCAUCUCGCGCCUGCGCGGCCUGGCGGGCGGGCGGCGCGGGCGGGCGCGCGCCUCCACGCUGGGGGACGCGGCGGGUGACACGGUGCUGCACACGGUUUUCCUGGCGGCGCUGGGUGGCAGCUACACGGCCGUGGACGAGGGCAUUGCGCUGGUGCUGGGCAAGGAGAGCACGCAGCGGUGGCGCGCGCUUGUUGCUGGGCUGGUGGCGGGGCAGACGUUGCGGCUGACCGGGCCGCACCGGCGGCACUACAGCCUGGCGACCUACGUACUGCUGCGCGGCCUCACGCUGCUGGUGCGCGCUGGCAACAAACCCAGCGCGCCUCCGGCCCUGCGCGCGCUGCUGCGCCCCACGCGGGCCGCGCACGGCGAUACGCUGCUCAUGUGCGCGGCAGCCAGCCAGAUCCUGUACAGCUUCAUCAUGGAGCCCAGCACGCUUCCGCCCUCGUACGUGCGCUUCAUCACGCGCAUGGGCGGCAAGGAGCCCUACGUGUGGGCGGCUGUGCGGGAGCAUGCGCUGCGCAACAGCGCCGGUCGCUCCCCGGGUCCGCUGCAGUCGCUGGCGGGCACCCCCCUGGCGCACCUCAAUGCCCGGCCGGGGCGGCUGCGGCCCACCCCCUGCGAGUUCUUCCACCCGGGGCACUCCUGCGCCUCGCACGCGCUGUCGGUAGUGCCGCCGGCCUACGCCGCCAGCCUGGGCGUGUACGUGCCCUUCUACCUGGUGUCCUCGCUGCUGGUACACCGCGCCGGCCUGCUGCAGCGCCCCGCCGAGCUGCUGCCCAAGAUCGGGCUGGGCGUGGCGCGCAGCAGCGCCUUCCUGGCGGGGUACAUAGCGCUGGCCUUUGGAGGCGCCUGCUGCGGCUUCCACACCGCGGGCGUGAACACGGGCGCCGUCAUCGCGGGCAGCGUGUGGGCGGGCGGUCUGGCGGUGCUGGCGGAGAAGAAGAGCCGCCGCAUGGAGCUGGCCAUGUACUGCGCGGCGCGGGCGCUGGAGGCGUUCAUAAGGUGCUGCUGGCUGUGGGGCUGGGCGGGCGCCAGCGGCCACACGGGCGCACACAGCCACCGCGCCCCCCACCCCGCCGGGCCAGGACUGGGCGCCGCGCGCCGCGGCCCCUCCCCCCACCUACCGCCGCCGCUGCCGGCCGGCCUACGCAGCCGCGCGCCCGGCUCCCUCCGGCCUGGCGCGGGUGGUGGGGGCGGGGGAGGGGUUGGGCCGUCGUGGCUGCCGCUGCCGGAGCGGCUGGACGUGUUGCUGUUUGCGGCGGGGUGCGGCGCCAUCAUGCACUGCUACAGCGACUGCCGCGGGCAGCACCGGGACGUGUUCCGCUCCAAAUACCUCAACGUGCUGGACUUCGUGUUCGGCAACGAGGGCGUGCAGCGCGGCGCCAUCAGCCACGUGCCCACCAACCGCGAGCUGGUGGGCCACGUGCGCCGCCGCAUCCGCUCCAUGUCCAUGAGCGUCCUGUCAACCGCCGCCUCAACCGCUUUCAUGGCCGGCGGCGGCCCCAGCGGCAGCGUCGCCGGCGGCGGCGGCGGCGGCGGCGGCACCUACUCGCCGCUGCUGCAGUCGGCGGCGCAGUCGCACGCGGACGGGCUGUACGGCCUGCGCAACGGUAACGCCAACGGUGCGUACGGCGGCGGCGGUUAUGGCGCCGGCGGUGGCGGUGGCGGCGCCGGCGGCAGCGCCUGGCGGGGGCGGUACGCUGGCAGCACCGCGGACGCCAGCGCGACAGACGCGGGCCACGUGUCUAGCUCUGCGGGCUUUGGUCCGGGGCAGCACGGCGGCGGCGGCUACGCGGCGUACCUACGUAUGCAGGCCACUGGCGCCGCCAACGCCGCCGCCACUGGCGGCGCAGCCGGCGGCGGCGGGCGGCUGCCGCCGCCCGCCAUCCGCCGCGACAGCGACCACUCCUUCCCGUCAAUGUACGACGAUGCCAGCCGUAGCGCUUCGAUGACCGGCGCGCCGUACGGUAGCAUGGCGGCGGCGGCGGCGGUGGGCGGGAUGGCGGCGGCGCUGGCGGCGGCGGGCGGCAGCACCGCGGGCAGUGCCACCGGUAGCCAGCCCGUGUCGCCGGUGCAAGGCCUGACCGGGCCGCCAGGGAGUGAGGCGGCGGCGGCGGCGGCAGCGGCGGCAGCCGGCGCGGCCACUGGCGGCGCCGCCAGCAAUGCGUCACGCAGCGCUGGCGGCGCCAGCAGCAGCGGCGACGACUCGGGCUGGGAGGAUGUCUGGGCCACCACCACCACCACCACAUCAGCCUCCGGGCCGCCGCCGCCGUUAGCGGCGGCGGCGGCGGUGCACAAGGGCCACAUCGCCGCUGCCGCAGCGGCGCCGGCGCUAGCAGCAGCGGGCCACGGUAUCGGCGCCGCCGCUGCUGAGGCAGGGCCGGGGCUGGCGGCGGCGGCGGCGGCAGCAGCUGGGAGCAGCUCCGGGGCGCUUGGCUGGGCGGCGCGGCUGGUGGCGGGCGCAUUGGGCCGCACAACUAGCGGCGGCGGCGCAGCCGCCACCGCCGCCGCCACCGUUGGCAGCACCGGCAGCAGCUCUGCGCUCACAGCCGCCGUGGCGGCUGACGCCGCCGCUGCCCGCCAGGGCUCAGGACGCCGCUUCCUUGGCGGCUUCGGCCCCUUCUCUUCUGGCAGCGGCGGCGGCGGCGGCGGCGGCGGCUCCAUGCGCCGUGUGGCGACGGCGCCGCUGUCGCUGUCGUCACCGGAGGCGCUCGUGCUGCUCUCCGAUCCGGCGUCGGAGCGGCGGGGCCGGGGGCGAGACAGCUACGCGCAGCUGCAGCUGCUGAGUGGCAGCUGCGACGAGGGCGGCGGCGGUGGGCCGCUGGCGGGCGCCGGCGGCAGCUGGGGCGGGCCGCUGGCGGGCGCCGGCGGCAGCGGCGCCUUCGCCAUCCCGGGGCUGGCGGAGGCGGAGGCAGCGGCAGCGGGGGUGGGGACGGGGGCGGCGUGGGCUGAGCAGCAGUGUGCCGGCCGCGUCACCACUGUCGUACGCGGCAGCGGCGGCGGCGGCGGCGGCGGUUGGUACGGCAGCAGCGCCGGCUCAGGCGGCGCAGUGCUGUCCUCGUCCAUGCGUUCGCCGGACAGCCACCACGCCUCCGGCUCCUACCUGAGCACCUCCCACCACCACCACCACCACCAAUACCACCCGCCCUCCUCCUCCCAGAACGCCAGGGACGCGCUACGUGCGCCGCGGCCGCCGCACCCGUACCCGCCGCCCCAGCAGCAGCAGGCGCAGCAGACGCAGCGGCGGGCCUUCGGAGCCAUCUUCUCGGCGUCGCGCGUCGGCGGCGGUGGCGGCGGUGGCGGCGGUGGCGGUGGUGGCGGCGCCGCAGCUCCUGUCGGCGGCAGCGUUGCCUCUGGGCUGGACCUGCUGGCCGCGAGGGCCGCCGCCGAGGGGCCCUUGUCGUUGCCGUCGUUCAGCAGCGGCGGCAGCACAGCGGUGCUGGCGGCGGCCGCCGCCGCCGCGGCGGCGCGGGGCUCUUCAGGAUCCGGAUCCGGAUUCGUGUCGAGCCCGGGCGGCGUGAACCUGGAUCUGCAGCGCAGUGCUUGGAGCCACCCCAGCCCGGUGCGGAGCACGGCGGUGUGGCCCCGCGUGUCGCUGGACGCGGCUUCGGCGGCGGCGGCGGUGGGGGCCGCGUCGUCGCCGCGGGCUGGGGUGGGGCCGGGCUCUGGGCCGAUCGCGAUGGGGCUGGCGCUGGAGGUUGAGACGGUGGUGGAGGAGGGGGAGGAGGGAGAGGAGGGGGAGGAGGGGGCGCAAGAGGGGGAGCUCCGCGGCGCCAGCUCGAUUGAGGAGGAACGGGAGGAGGAAGAGGAGGAGCAGGAGGAGGAGGAGGAGAAGGAGGAGGAGGAGGAGAAGGAGGAGGAGGGGGCGGCAGCGAGCGAGGCGAAGGAGGUGAGCCUGACGAACGACAAGGUAGAGGAGGCGGCGGCGCAGGUGGAGGCGCAGGUGCAGGCGGGGCAGGCGGGCCUGGGUGUGGGCUCGGCGCCCAAGGUGCUGUUGUCGCGCGCGGCAGCGGUUGAGGAGGCGGAGGGUGAGGUGAAGGCUCGGUCCGCGGCCGCAACACGCGGGCUGAGCAUGUGAGCGGUCCCGUGACGGCGGUGGUGGCGGCAGGUAGCUUUGCCUCGCCACGGCAUGGCAUGGUGCCUUACCAUACGCGUUCUCUUGGAGCCUCUAAGUUUAAUGCAUCCUAGACGCCGAUGGCUUCUUUACGUUUGAACAGACAUAGCAAUGACUGUGAUUAGGAGCUGCCUCUGGCCUCCUGGAGGGCCCGGCCGGUGUGAUAUGGCGCCUGCACUUGCAUUGUGCUUUGGGGAUGAUGCAACUGGAAAAGCACUUGGGAAGCUGCGUGUGUGUGUGUGUGCUGUGAAAUGUGUGCCCUUUUGAGGGGGAGGGGCCCCUGAGGUUUUACGACGUUUGGCGAUACUGCGAAGGCGUACUUGGUGUCUGAAGCAGCUGCAUACCGUACCGUACGGCUGUGCGUCACUAGGCUUGGCGCUGAUCUGCAAAACGUUGGUGAAGGCUGCACUCAGGAGGAAGAGGCUGCUGCGGGAGUUGUGAAUUGCGCCGCGUGCGCGGUAAAUGCGCGGUAGUGCAUUCCAGUAUGUUAAGCCUUCGAAAACAGCGCCUCUCGGGGCGGUUGCAAAGACGGCGGUGGGUGGCGCCGGGACUGAGUGGCCCCGGUGUGUAAGCCGCCACCCGUCAACGCGUGUUUGCGAUGUACUAGAGAGGCAACCUAAACAUAUGAAGAGAGGUUUUGUCAUUAGGCAGGACAAUGCGGGGUUGUGUGCGUGAGUAAGCAAAUGAUGAUCCGUGCGUACACCUCCACAACCUAUCUGUGACUGGUUUACUUAAACAUCCGUAGGCUGUUUUUACGCUAGCAGUCUAGCUGGGAAGAGGUCAGCGUGGAUGUGUUUGCGCGUGGGUGGGUGACUGACUGACUGGACUCCAAGCACCCGUCUGAUGCCAGGCACAAAGCAGUUGUUGGCGCGCACGCGCUCCAACCCACGGUGCACACACAGGCGUUUUGUUUCUCAGCGGUGCGUGCGAAGCCGAGCCAUCCCGAGUGUAAUCUAGUGCUUGAGCGACGGCACAGACAUGUGUAUUAUCAAGCUGUGUGGAACAAGAGGCGAUGAGCGCGAGGACUAGCGAGUAGCGACUAGCGAGCGGUGGCGGCACCAAGCGCAGCGGCGAUAGGCAGGGGGUAAUAAGGCGGUGCGUGGCAAGCACCGUGUUGCGGGGGGCGGGCACGCGCGGCGGUGACAACCCGCCAGAAGCGAACAGCAUUGCAUGUGUGUUCUGUAUAACGCAAGCCGGGGACGUGCGUGUUUGCGGUAUGCAUUUGUGUGUAUGUGUGUGUGUGUUUUAUAUAUCAAGCCCAGGACAUGUGUGUGUGUAUGACAGCUACUCAGCCAGCACAGGAGUGCUGUGAUGUUACUGGAUGGGUUGGGGCCACAGGGCAGCCUGCAGAGGCGCGUGGCUGGGCGGGUUGUUACAGCGCACUAAACGUUGUGGCGUGUGGUGGGCGUGUGGGUGUGAACUGUGAAGGCAUAGCAGCUGUGAAGGCGGAGCAGUGCACUCAUACGCUGGGCACCCAACGUGUCCGAUAUGGCACGAAGCAACGCAUUGUCACGCAAUCGCAGAUACGCAUUGUAACGCAAUGGCAGA